UGUUCAUUAUUUCGUCGAUCGCAUAAGUUCCUUAAAGACCUCUUCGUCGAAAAUCGCUUCUAGGCUGUCUAUACUUUCUGUAUUCUGAAAUGACCGCAGUUAAUCGCUUCCACGCGCAGGGCACUCAUGCCUCCGCCCUGGAACUCAUCGGUCAUACACCCCUCGUCCGCCUUCAGAAGAUUCCCCAGUCUCUCGGGAUUGAGGCCAGCGUUUACGCAAAAUGCGAGUUUUUCAAUGCCGGCGGAAGCGUCAAAGACCGGAUAGCCUUGCGCAUGAUUGAAGAGGCGGAAAAGUCUGGUCGAAUAAAACCUGGAGACACGCUCAUCGAGCCGACUAGUGGAAACACUGGGAUAGGGCUCGCUCUGGUUGCAGCCGUUAAAGGCUACAAGACCAUUAUCACACUUCCAGAGAAAAUGUCCGCAGAAAAGGUGGCCGUUUUAAAAGCACUGAACGCCACCAUCAUCCGCACACCUACACAAGCAGCCUUCGACAGCCCCGAAUCCCACAUUGGAGUCGCGAAGCGCCUGGAAAAGGAGAUCCCGAACGCCCAUAUCCUCGACCAAUACGGCAACCCGGACAACCCGCUUGCACACGAACUUGGAACCGCAGAAGAGAUAUGGGAACAGACAAACGGCACAAUUACCGCAGUCGUUGCAGGAGCCGGCACGGGAGGAACAAUCACCGGUCUCGCCCGAGGCCUACACAAACACAAUAAGAACAUCAAGAUCAUAGCAGCUGACCCGCAAGGUUCAAUCCUCGCUCUUCCAUCUCAACUCAACGAACAAUACGCCAACCAGCAAUACAAAGUCGAAGGAAUAGGCUACGACUUCAUUCCCGAUGUGCUGGACCAGAAAGUCGUGGAUAAGUGGUACAAGACGGACGACAGGGACUCCUUCCACUACGCUCGCCGGCUGAUCGCGGAAGAAGGUCUCUUAGCGGGCGGUAGCAGCGGGUCUGCCAUUGCCGCAACAAUCGCGGCGGCCAGAGAACUCAAAUUGGGCAAAGACGACGUGAUUGUGACCAUUUUACCUGACAGCAUUCGAUCAUACCUAACGAAAUUCGUCGAUGAUGACUGGCUUGCAGCGAACGACCUCCUGCCACCCACACCGCCCCCUGAACCAGAGCCAGAACCAGGGUCCCCGCGUAUCUCACGACGAGACAGCGUCAAGCAAAGUGACCAGUUCCAAGGGGCACGUGUCAGAGAUCUGCGUCUCAAGCCCGUGCAAACAGUUACAUCCGAUCAGCCAUGCUCAUCCGCCAUCGAAGUCAUGCGCGAGAAGGGUUUCGACCAACUCCCCGUCCUCGCACCCAGAGGCCGCCGACUGGUCGGUCUAGUCACUCUCGGCAACCUUCUAUCGCGGAUCAGUCACGGUCGAGCCACGGCGAACUCGCCUGUUUCCGACGCUAUGUUCGACUUCAGCAAGAUCAGCGAAGUUACCGUCGAUCACAACGACUUCAGUGACUUAGUAGCCUCCGGGUCGACGACGUUUUCGAGCGAAAUGAGCGAGAAGCCAGACGCCCAAGGGCCCAAGGGUCGUCAACCCAAGAAGAGGCGACAUUUUGUCGAGAUCACCGUGGACACUCCUCUCAGUGCCCUGAACAGGUUCUUCGAGUGGCAGAGCGCCGCAAUCGUUACAGAACGAGACAACAGCGACAGCUCGGGGACUGGAAAGGGGCCAGCCAUGAAACCAGUGGCUGUCGUGACCAAGGUAGACUUAUUGACGUGGAUGUUGAGCAAGAACAAGGUGCACUGAAGUAAUAUAGAUCUGGCCGAGUUCUUCGUGCUCCGAGAUAGAGUAGACGGCUGUACUUGGGGCAACCUAUCAUGGAUCAUUGUCUGGCUCGAACAGGUGAAUCGAGCUUUUGAGCGUUUGCAUGGAAAGGACAGAUCUCCCAACAAACCGCAUUCAACAUGUAAGGCGAAGGCGCGAGGACAGGGUUGAUGGUUUGUCUUACGAUAUUAAACCUCGUCUGACAAAUGGCAAGCUGGCAAGCUGGCAUUGGUAUUAAUGCUCUAUGGGCGAAGAGCGACGGAAAUCAUACAUGUUGACUGUACGAAGUACGUACUCACAGCAAUCAAUACUCGAGAGACGCUUUUGCCGGCCAUUGUGCAGAAUGUGUCUAGAGUACCUGGUACUUCCUAAGCAUUGACAAGAGCCGAAGGAGAGCACGCCGUGCCCACCUCAGUUAACUAUCACAAUGGUGGCCAUGC
Molecule: messenger RNA, 2212 nt
Organism: Exophiala xenobiotica
Lineage: Eukaryota; Fungi; Ascomycota; Eurotiomycetes; Chaetothyriales; Herpotrichiellaceae
Product: cystathionine beta-synthase
Exons: 2
Coding region: 90-1754 (554 amino acids)
Cellular component (GO): cytoplasm
Molecular function (GO): cysteine synthase activity; cystathionine beta-synthase activity
Source: RefSeq, a predicted model, not a curated record